AUGGUUUGCACGGGGUGUGUCGAACGCCCAAACGCCGACUGCAGCCUCGAGGAGGUUGUCCAAUGCGUCCACCCUUCGGACACACCGCAGCCUUCCCGGCGCGACCAUGCCCCGCACUUUCUAGUCCCCGGCCGGGCCAGUGGACCUCUGCUCUACAGCAACACACCGUUGUCAAUAUGGGGCGGCGUGUCGCCAUCAGACGGCGUCGUCCUCGACGUGCAUCACCCACUACACGGCCGCACCAUCGCUGGAGGUGUCCUCGCCAUCCCGCACGGACGCGGCUCGUGCUCGGGAAGUCUCGGAAUGCUGGAGCUCAUUGUUGGCGGACACGGACCGGUCGCCAUCGUGCUCGCAGAACCGGAUCCGAUCCUGGCCCUCGGUGUGCUCGUCGCCCAGGCAGUGUUUUCGCGCUCAAUACCCGUAGUGGUCCUGGGCCAUGAGGCAUUCGCCCGACUGGAAGCAAAGGACGUCGCGACAAUCUCGCCUGGGCUCCUCAACGCCAGUGCACCGGGAUCAACCGUGGCAAUCCCUCUUCAGCCAGCCUCAGUCGACCGCCACCUUGAGCUGAGCACAGAGGACCGCGCCGUUCUCACCGGCGAGCGUGGCGAGGGAGCACGCAAGGCCAUGGAGCUGGUGACCGCCGUCGCGAGACUGGAGGGCGCGGAACGGCUGUUGGACGUAGAGGCCGCCCAUAUCGACGCCUGCAUCUAUGUCGGCCCCGCAACGCUUGAAUUUGCCAAACACUUUGCAACCACAGGCGCCAAAUUCGCUGUAAAAACGACCCUCAACGCCAUCAGCGUCGACCGCAGACAAUGGCAAGCGCAAGGCAUCGACCCAGAGUUCGGUCAGGCCGCAACCAGCCUCGCCGACGCGUAUCUCUCCAUGGGAGCCGACCCCGGCUCGCUCACCUGUGCUCCGUACCUUCUUCCCAAUGCCCCGAAACGCGGUGCACAUGUGGUGUGGGCCGAGUCAAACGCCGUGGUGUACGCCAACAGUGUCAUCGGAGCGCGAACGCAAAAGUAUCCAGACAUGCUGGACGUUCUGGUCGCCAUCACCGGUCGGGCGCCCGCCGCUGGGUGCCACCUGGACGAACCCAGACGACCUACACUUUGUAUCCGUGUCGACCCCGAUCUGCGACGCGUCGAGGACCCGAGCUUUUGGCCAUUGUUGGGGUACGCCGUCGGCGAGGCUGCUGGCCGCGAAGUGGUGCUUGUGAUCGGGCUGGAGAAGCGUUCGCCCACCGUAUCCGAUCUCAAGGCAUUUGGCGCUGCGUUUGCGACCACCAGCGGGUCUCCCAUGUUCCAUCUGGCGGGAAUCACUCCCGAGGCGGAACACUGGCAUGCUGGAACACUGCGUAGAGUCAACGUUGGUGUGGCGACGCUCGCCGACACUUGGUCAGAGCUCAACUCGGCUCAAGACGACAGGGUCGACCUCGUAGCGCUCGGAAACCCUCAUCUGUCCCUGGACGAGUUUGAAGAGCUUGCACACCUCGUGGCGGGCCGUACUGCUGCGGUUCCACUCCUCCUGACAUGUGGACAGCAUGUCCUCUCGCAGGCUGAGGCGGCGGGCUACCUUGCGGCCAUCAAGGCGUUUGGCGCACAAGUGAUUACCGAUACUUGCUGGUGCAUGUUGCGCCACCCCGUCGUGCCCACCGGCGUGGGCAACAUCAUGACCAACUCUGCAAAGUACGCACAUUACGGUCCUGGUGAAGUCGGAGCGCGGAUGCACUUUGGCAGCAUGACGGCAUGUGUCAAGGCUGCGUGCGCCGGCAACAACGACAGAACGGUCCCAGGGUGGUUGGCCGCGUUACCUGCCUCGACGUUGGCAACAGGGGACACCUUAGUUGUGGGGACAGUGGCCCUUCAGCACAAUUCGAAAAGAAAGGAACGAUGA
Messenger RNA from Apiotrichum porosum, 1893 nucleotides. RefSeq lists its product as uncharacterized. The transcript has 2 exons. The coding region runs from base 1 to 1893 and encodes 630 amino acids. Lineage: Eukaryota; Fungi; Basidiomycota; Tremellomycetes; Trichosporonales; Trichosporonaceae. The record is from RefSeq and is a predicted model, not a curated record.